UUAUCAUUAAUGUUAAACAUAAAAUCUACUAUUUGUGUAGAAUCUCAUGAAAAACAGGAUACUAAUGGGAUAAAACAUGUCACUACACCUAAUUUGGAUAGAAUUUGUUUUGACAUUAAAUUCUUUUACCAAACAUAUG
This is a messenger RNA of Racocetra fulgida, 139 nucleotides long. Lineage: Eukaryota; Fungi; Glomeromycota; Glomeromycetes; Diversisporales; Gigasporaceae. The record is from the annotation of a GenBank genome assembly.